This is a messenger RNA of Coccomyxa subellipsoidea C-169, 968 nucleotides long. RefSeq lists its product as hypothetical. The record is from RefSeq and is a predicted model, not a curated record. Bases 320 to 664 code for a protein of 114 amino acids. The transcript is spliced from 6 exons. NCBI's taxonomy places the organism in Eukaryota, Viridiplantae, Chlorophyta, Trebouxiophyceae, Coccomyxaceae.
GACAAAGAGAGCACAAAAUUCUGCAUUGCUUAUAUGCAUCUUCAUUUUAUGCACGAUUAUAUGUGAUGCAAAUUUCCACGACGAUGAGUUCGUGCCAACAGCGCGAAGAGCACUUUUCCAUGGGGUGAGGACGCAAUGGCACGAUCUGCUUGGGAGGCAUUGCCCCAAAUUCGGGGAGGAUCUCUUGGUAGCAGUCCCGAUCCCCCUUCCAAAGGGCUUUGUGGAGGCAGACAACUACAAAAUCCAAUUUACUUAUGAUGGUGAUCGGUUGGUGACCCCAUGGCUGAAAAUCAUUGGGAAGGGCGCCCCAAAUCCACCAAUGCUGCAUGUACACCUGACGCGCACAUCAGACGCCCUUACUUCAGUAUCAGCCAAGGUGCUGCCAGUACCACAGGGCUACCUGUAUGCGCACCACCAGUUGUUUGAUGAGUUUCAGAAUGCCACCGUCUGGCCAAAGCACCUCCUUGUCGAGUACUCCUGGACCACCCAGCACUCUGUGGAUGCUCUGUCGGCCCUCUACGUCAUUUUCUUCAUCUGUCUGUUGGUGUUCAUGGCGCUAGCGCUGAAUGUAGUGGUUGCCUACGAGACAAAGCUCAAGGCGUUCAUGGCUGAGAUUGCUGGAGAGGACCCGUUGUCCGUCGCUCCCCUGGUCAAGGGGGAUUAAGUUCUCGGCAGGAGCAGCUCUCAUCAAUGAAACGUAUGCUUUAGGAAAGCUCGCUACGAAGUGCCUUUAAUUGGGGCCAGGUGUCUGCCCCAGACAGCUAGCUACAAUUGCACAAGAUGGCCUGGUCGGCACCUGGCCGACACUUGGUCGGCACCUGGAUCUUUCAUGCUCUCACAGCAGUUGAAGGAGGUAACAUCACUGAGAGUAUUGGCAGUGGCCUUGUCAUAGUGAGAUUGGCAUAGUUUGCUGCGAAAAUGAGAGGGAGAGACAUCUGGGUAGAGAAGUAAGAGUAAGCGGUUGUGAG